Messenger RNA from Trypanosoma theileri, 2898 nucleotides. RefSeq lists its product as uncharacterized. NCBI's taxonomy places the organism in Eukaryota, Euglenozoa, Kinetoplastea, Trypanosomatida, Trypanosomatidae. The transcript has a single exon. The annotation marks the transcript as partial. The record is from RefSeq and is a predicted model, not a curated record. Gene Ontology annotation, molecular function: metal ion binding.
AUGUCCUCAUCUAGACGACUCUCGCGAAGUACGAACUCGGCUUGGCAGGAGAGUCAUCCGCAACAGGAGAAGAUAGAGUCAACGUUAGAGAGUUCUUUACAGCACUCAGAGAGGGAGACUUCACUUGUGCAGAUACCAAGCCAAGAGAUGGAGUCUCACCCGUAUACAAUGGAAGAGUAUGAUAUCCCCAUGGGGGUUUCUGUGCCACAAACAGAAGAAGAAAGAGAAAAGGAAAAAGAAGAACAGGCAGAGAAAUAUGAAUAUGAGGAAGUAUUUGCAGGUGAAGAAGAAAAAGAAGAAAAGAUAGAGACCUUGAUAGCUCAAAUAGGAAUAGACCAUGGGAAGAAGAAUGGUGAGAAGAGUACAGAAGACCUAGAUGGCAAUAGUCUUCAAUGUGGAAAUUUUGAUCCUAAUGACAGAGGUGAGAAGGAUCUUGGUGAUAUUACUAUGGAUGUAGAGCAAUAUGUGCGCAUCUUGGGAGGAAAUGUGAACCACGCUAAAGAUGCAGUUGAGAAAAAGAAGAUGGAUAAUAAUAAUAAUAAUAAUAAUAAUAAUAACAGUAAGAGCAAAACGAACAACAAUUACAGUGUGGAUCAUAAUAAUAAUAAUAAUUAUGAUGAUAAGGAUGAUCAUGAUGAUGAUAUGCAGCGUUCUUCUUCUCCGUUUCUCCUCUUAGACUACGUGGAACGUGGUGGAAAGCUUGUGGAGAAGGAAUCCGUGGAUUUUGACACGAUGGGACUUGAGAUGAAAGUAAAGCGAUUUAAGGAGAAACUCGCGGUACUGCAGGCGCGUGAGGAAGAACGACAACAGAGAGUAUAUAAGGCAUGGAUGAAGAAAAUGAAUGGAAUGGUAAAGGAAACUACAGAAUCACAGACAAAGGAAAAGGACUCAGAAAAGAACAAGAAGAAGAAGGAAAAGAAAAAGAAAGAUAAAAAGGGAUCUUCCCAGUCACACAGCAAGAGAAGAGAGAGAAAACAAUCGAAUGGGGUUAUUACAACGAGUACCACCAUAACAACAACAACAACAACAGUAAGUAAGAGUGAUAAUAAUAAUAAUAAUAAUAAUAAUAAUGUCCAUAUGGCUCCUGCAGCCCCAGAAGAAGAAACCUUCAGUUGUCAAAGUAGUGUACUGCAGUCAUCACGAUGGAAGGAACACACACAAGAAGGAGGAGAUAUGAUCACAUGUUUAGCCGUUGAAGAUGAUGAGGAACAUCUCACGAUAAAUGGAAGUGUGAGAAAACAGCAAACGGGUAGUGGUAGUGUAUUAAUGACAGAAGAAGGAUCUAGUCUUCUUGGUAGUGAAAAGGGCCAACACCGCGGUUCGCUCUGUACAGUGGCCUCCUACACGGCGAAGAGUUAUUCACCGAUUGAAGAGCGAGAAAGAGAUGAGAUGGAUCGGCAAUUCACAGCAGAGGCCGUUGCUUCUGGGAAUGGUCCAAAUGUAGUCAGUCAAUCAUAUGGAGUAGAGACACAUGCGGAUGACAGAUUUUUGGAGGAACCAAAUGAUGGUAGUGAUAAGGAUAUUGAGCAUAAAAAUGAUGAUGAUGAUGAUCUUAUUGAUAUGGAUAAUAUUCAUAAUAAUAAUAAUAAUGAUAAAGAUAAUGAUGAUAAUGAUGUUGGUAGUGGAGUUGCCUAUCCUUGUUCUCCAACGCUGGUAACGGUGCCGAUAGAUGGUGUGAGUACGUUAGAAUUGGUGAUGGGAAAGAAACACGAAGCGGCUCGACGUGCUUUUCGCAAGGCGGAAUCGGCGUUAAUCCGUCGAAUACAACGAGCGGAGUUGGAAUUAAUGCUCCAACGCCGUAAACAACAAUGCGGUGGAUUAUGUGAUUGGCAGAGUAGCGAUGCGGUCACUCACUGUUCUCAUUGCCAAAAAGCAUUCGGCAUUACAGUACGUAAACACCAUUGUCGACGAUGUGGACGUGUGUUGUGUAAUGAUUGCUGUUCACAUAUAGGUGGAGAUUUAUAUUACGCGAGCACACCAAGAAGAGACAGCUGUAGUAGAAGUAGUAGUACGGAUAGUCAUUUGAGUGUUAGUACGGAUGCCAGCAGCAGCAACAACAGUAUUGGUAUUAGUAAUAAUAAUAAUAAUAAUAAUAAUAAUAAUAAUAAUGGUCAUCAUCAUCAUCAUCAUGGCAAGAGUAAGAAGAAGAAGAAUAGUGAAAAGAAUGAUAACAGUAAUAAUAAUAAUAAUAAUAAUAAUAAUAAUAAUAAUAAUAAUAACGAUAUAAGUCUUUCACGUCGUAUAAAUCCAUGGUUAUUUGAUACAUGUGAACUCACAGAUGAAACGUAUAAUAAAGGCGUUGCCAAAUUCUCUUUCCACGUGGGAACAAUAGAGCCAACGCCUAUGCAAACACCAGGCACAACAUCUCUUCCAACAACAACCACAACAACAAACAACAACAAUAACAACAACACUUCCACCGCAGCCACACCAGCAGGAGGAUUGAUAUUACCAACAGUUGUUGUUAAUAAUAAUAAUAAUAAUAAUAAUAAUAAUAAUAAUAAUAAUAAUAAUAAUAAUAAUAAAGGGAAAGAACAACACCCAUCACGUUGGGGACGUGGUGGAUUGAAGGUACGCACAACACCGUGGUAUCGUAUCUGCAAACGUUGUCAUCAUGUCUGUUUACGUGCGAGAGAAGAGAAGGAUUACAGUGAGUUUUUAUUUGAUGGCCGUCGUCGUUAUCAUGCCCUGCGAGAAGAUGAGCGUCGAUUGUUAAAUUUCAAUACUUCAUGGGAGGCACGAUGUGCGCAAUUGAAUGUUGGUGUACACUCUGUGAUGGAGUGGACGACGAGCAGUGCGAGAGAUGGGAUUAAGUCUAUGCUGGAAUGGGUUUGCAAUGCUAAUCAACGAGUGAUGGAUAGUUACGAUCAUUAUGAAAAUAAUAAUAAUAAUAAUAAU